GCGCAUCCGGCUGUGCAUGGUACAGGAGGAGCAAGCAGAGAAUGGUCAGGCAAGCCAGGGGUUCAACAGGAGAUGGUCAGCAGAGGUCAGGAUCAAAGCAGGGUGAGCAACGAGGCAGGAACACAGGAUACCAGGUACAGGGGCUCAUGGGAAACAUACACCAAGGCCCUGAUCACAGGCCUGGUCAUUCCGGGCACCGAGUCAUCUGGCACGACAGCGGGCAACAAGUCACCUGGCAGAACAGCGGGCAACGAGUCAUCUGGCAGAACAGCGGGCAACGAGUCAUCUGGCAUGACAGCAGGGACGAGUCAUCUGGCACGACAGCGGGCACCGAGUCAUCUGGCACGACAGCGGGCACCAAGUCAUCUGGCAGAACAGCGGGCAACGAGUCAUCUGGCAGAACAGCGGGCAACGAGUCAUCUGGCACGAGAGCGGGCACCGAG
This is a messenger RNA of Staurois parvus, 443 nucleotides long. NCBI's taxonomy places the organism in Eukaryota, Metazoa, Chordata, Amphibia, Anura, Ranidae. The record is from the annotation of a GenBank genome assembly.